CUCUCCAUAUAUAUCAAACCACAAGUCAAAACGUGCCAAACCCUGAAAAAUUCUCCCCAAAGCCGCUUCUCUCUUCCUUCCUCCUCAUAUAUACAUUAGUUUUUCUCUCACCACCACCAAUCAUCAUCGACCAGCCACUUAAAAUUCAUUCAUUCAUUCAGAGAGAGAGAGAGAGAGAGAGAGAGAGAGCGAGAGCAUGAGUAAGAGAAUAGUGGAGGAGGCUCUGGCCAGCCUCGGCAGAGGGUUCGACUUGACCUCUGAUUUCAGGCUCAGGUUCUGCAAAGGCGAGGAGAGGUUAGUCCAGCUCAAUGAAACGGAGAAGAGGACGUUGGUGAUCCCCGGCUUCGGACCCGUGAACAACGUCCCCGCCGACAUAAGAUGCGACAAGGGCGAACGGAGCCGGUACCAAUCCGACAUCCUCGAAUUCAGCAAGAUGUCGGAAUUCUUCAACCAGAAAUCGGCGGUGCCGGGGAAGAUCCCGUCGGGGCUGUUCAACUCGAUGUUCGGGUUCCAGAGCAACUGCUGGGCGAACGACGCGGCGCAGAUCAAGUACUUGGGCCUCGACGGCUACUUCAUCGUGCUGUUCAACCUCCACAUUGACCGGUACCCGCUCGUCCUCGCCGACGAGGUCUGCAAGGCGGUUCCUUCCACUUGGGAUCCCUCGGCUCUUGCAAGGUUUAUAGAGAGAUAUGGGACCCACGUGAUAGUGGGGCUAGGGGUGGGAGGGCAGGACGUGGUGGUGGUGAGGCAAGACAGAUCGUCCAACCUGGGGCCGUCGGAACUGAAGAGGCACCUGGACGACCUGGGCGAUCAGCUCUUCACGGGGGCUUGCACCUUCUCUCCUCUCCACUACAAGACCAAGGAGUCUAAACACCACAAGGCGCCGCAGGCAUUCAAUCUGUUCGAUCCGCAGAUGAUCGCCUUCGACGGCCUGCCGACCAUCAGCUCCAAAGAUGGAAUCACAGUGAUUAGCUCGAAGAGAGGAGGGGAUGCGAUGGCCGGGAGUCACUGUGAAUGGCUCUUGACCGUGCCGUCGAUGCCGGACGCCAUCCACUUCAACUUCAUCCCCAUUACUUCUCUUCUCAAAGGCGUUCCCGGCUGCGGCUUCCUGUCCCAUGCCAUCAACCUCUACCUCCGCUACAAGCCUCCACUACGUGAUCUGCAGUCCUUCCUUGAGUUCCAAACCCACAAGCUUUGGGCUCCCAUUCACAACGACCAGCCUCUUGGUCCAACCACCAAUAGAGCCACCUCAUCACCUUCCCUCAGCUUCAGCUUGAUGGGACCAAAGCUGUAUGUCAACACUUCCCAGGUUGUUGUAGGGAAGAGACCGGUCACGGGGAUGCGGUUCUUCCUGGAGGGGAUGAAAUGCAACAAGCUAGCCAUUCACCUCCAACACCUCUCCAACACUCCAUCCAUGCUAGAGAGUUUGGUAGGUGACACGCCGAUAUGGCAAGGAUCGGACGACGCCGCCGCUGCCGCCGGCGACGCCUACAUCGAAGGCAUCCAAGGGAAGAAGUUCUCUCACAUAUGUGUUGCCCCGAUUGAAUAUUUACUGACCGCUGGGAAGGACGUCGCCUACAUCGUGACGGGCGCCCAACUUCACAUGAAGAAGCAUGACUCGAAAAACGUUCUCCAUCUCCGGCUCCGUUUCUCCAAGGUCUCCGACUCGUAUUUAGCGCAAUCUACCUGGGACAGAGGGUCCGAGCACUCCCAAAAGUCAGGGUUGCUUUCAGCGAUAAGCACGUCUCUUGGAGGAAAUAACGCCGCCAAAGAGAAAAAGCUGGCAAUACAUAUGGACUCCAGCGUGUACCCGACGGGGCCACCUGUGCCAGUGCAAUCGCAGAAGCUUUUGAAAUUCGUGGAUACAUCACAACAUUGCAAGGGGCCUCAAGAUUGCCCGGGGCAUUGGCUAGUGACCGGAGCUAAGUUGGAUUUGGAGAAGGGGAAGAUUUGCGUGCACGUCAAGUUCUCUUUGUUGCACCUAAUAACUUGAAUUUGAAGAACAGCAAAAGGAUAAAGAUUUGAAGUUUUAUGAGUCUAUUAAAAAAAUAUACAAAAGGAGAAGAGAAAAGGAGCUCUCUCCAUGGAGUUGUUGAAGCUUCUUUGAUGCCGCAAUGACCACGUUCAAAGUGGAAUGAGAUGGUCAAUGCAGUCAUCAAUCAUGCCAUGUUCGCCAUGAAGGGAAUGCUUCAGAAUAGGGCGAGACGAUACGAGAUGGAUAAUGUAAAUGUGAAAUACGCGAUUCAUAUUUCUUUCAUUUGUUUCUGCCUUAGUUGAUGAUGAAGAUAUUAUUUUGUAUAUAUGAACAGAACUAGUUAGUCUUUUUUUUCCCAUUUUUGGGCCAAAGCAUAGUUUUCAUUACUAAA
This is a messenger RNA of Syzygium oleosum, 2366 nucleotides long. RefSeq names its product MACPF domain-containing protein At1g14780. The transcript has 7 exons. Gene Ontology annotation, biological process: regulation of salicylic acid mediated signaling pathway; plant-type hypersensitive response. Bases 197 to 1993 code for a protein of 598 amino acids. NCBI's taxonomy places the organism in Eukaryota, Viridiplantae, Streptophyta, Magnoliopsida, Myrtales, Myrtaceae. Gene Ontology annotation, cellular component: plasma membrane. The record is from RefSeq and is a predicted model, not a curated record.